CAGCUUCAGCAUUGACAGCGGGUCGAAGAGAAUGGCCAGAACCAAGCAGACAGCGCGCGAAUCCACCGGAGGGAAAGCUCCCCGCAAACAGCUGGCGAGCAAAGCGGCCCGCAAGAGCGCUCCGGCCAUGGGCAGAGUGAAGAAGCCUCUUCGCUACAGGCCCGGCACAGUGGCUCUGCGGGAGAUCUGCCGCUACCAGAAAUCCACCGAGCUGGUGAUCCGCAAACUGCUCUUCCAGCGCCUGAUGCGAGAGAUCGCUCAGGACUUCAAGACCGAUCUGCGCUUCCAGAGCUCGGCGGUGAUGGCCCUAUAGAAGGCCAGCGAGGCUUACCUGGUGGGACUGUUUGAGGACACCAACCUGUGUGCCAUCCACGCCAAGCG
Messenger RNA from Chiloscyllium plagiosum (whitespotted bambooshark), 381 nucleotides. NCBI's taxonomy places the organism in Eukaryota, Metazoa, Chordata, Chondrichthyes, Orectolobiformes, Hemiscylliidae. The record is from RefSeq and is a predicted model, not a curated record.